UGGAAGGGCAGGCAGGCAGAGCCCCUGGGAGGCUGGAGGCACGGAGGACUGCUCUGGUAUUCUGGGGCAAAGUGCAAUGACUGUGCCCUUGCACAAAGUCAUCUGUCGCCUGACUUGGCUUAGCAUGUCCCAUGGGAGAGCAGUGCCUUGGCAGCCUGGCUUUGAGAGCAGUCCCUCCUCAGGCCCGUCACCUGGCAUGGGCAGGGGCGGGUGCAACUAGCAGCCUACCAGCCGGAUUCAGUGCAAACCAUCUGCUUCUCACAGCAGUGCUGGGUAAGUAUCUCAGCGUGUUUCACGCCCUGGAAACUUUGUGCAAACAUGUUCUUGUAUGGUGGAUAAUGAGGAAGUCCUGAACGUUUCCAGCCUGCAGAGAGGCUGUAAAAGCAGUAGCCGAAUCAGGGGUGGGUCAGAUGCCAGCAGUCAGCAGAGAUGAUGAUGCUGUGGACUAAAAAGAGUCACUCCACUACACACAGCGCUGAUAGAUUGAGCCCUGGCACACUGAGCUUCGCUUGCUCAGCCACUUCUUGCAGGGAAAGCAGUUCACCACGCUGUGGAGACAAGCUGUUCUCUCUGGACAGCCCAGGGCAUUCCUCCCAGCCCUCUCCUGUUUCUGCCACCAGCCUGCAGCUCUAGGGGUGGUUUUGCUAAGCACUAACUGCCUGUUUCAUUCAAACAGGGAAGGAAGGGUCUUGGUGGAUGUGCCUUUUCUCCCAUUACCUUAGACUUCAGAGCUGCUCUCUGUAAUGCUGCAGUGCAGGUGAGGCUCAUGAUGUCCUGUUCAGCUGGAGCUAUGAAAUAGUUGCAUCCUGAUGGUCUGAGUUUGCUGCUUUAUGAAGAUGCUGUGCUGGCUGUACUAAUGAAAGGCUGUGGGGCACACCUUCAGCCAUCAGUGAUUCAUCACAGUGGUCAUGGAGAAACGAGAGUGGCAAUGUCACAGCUGGCAGAGGAAGAAACAAGCUGAAGCUACACAGGAGCAGGAUCCAACAGCUGCAUCUAUUUCGGACAGAGAUUGUGAUACGAGAGAGGGAGAGACGGUAGCCAUGAACUAUAAGCCGUCCCCACUUCAAGUGAAAUUAGAGAAGCAGAGGGAGCUGGCUCGGAAAGGCUCCCUGAAGAACGGCAACAUGGGAAGCCCAGUUAAUCAGCAGCCCAAGAAGAACAACGUGAUGGCACGAACAAGGCUCGUCGUUCCCAAUAAAGGCUAUUCAUCAUUAGACCAGAGUCCAGAUGAAAAGCCCCUGGUAGCCCUGGAUACGGACAGUGAUGAUGACUUUGACAUGUCCAGAUAUUCCUCUUCGGGAUACUCAUCAGCUGAGCAGAUCAACCAAGACUUGAACAUCCAGCUGCUAAAGGAUGGGUACCGGUUAGAUGAGAUCCCAGAUGAUGAGGACCUCGACCUAAUUCCCCCUAAAUCGGUCAACCCUACCUGCAUGUGUUGCCAAGCCACCUCCUCCACCGCCUGUCACAUCCAGUAGUGAGGCCGGCAGGCUGUGAUCAGUGCUUUCCACUAUAACUGUAAAACUUAACAGCCAUUGCUUCCUCCUAUGGUAGGACGUGCACCUCUUUGUGUUCAUGGAGCCAGGAGAAACCAAAAAAUUCAUUUUAUGAUUGGUUGAUAAGUUAUUUUAAACUAUGGUUAAACAAAAGAGAACUUGCUCAAAGUGCCAGGCAGUGCCUGGCAGAGCUGACUGGUCUGGAGAGCAAAUGCAGAGGGGUCCAGAGAUACCUCCUUGGUUUGUGUAGGCACUGGGGAUGUUGUAAAAGUGUCUAUUCCAGAAUGGGAAGGGUCAGAUGGGGCUGCAGGUAAUCCUGCCCACCAAAACCAAUCCAUCUGCAAGAUCAAGGGUGAGUCUGAUGGGUCAGGGGGUUUUACCAGCGAGAGAAGGUCAGUUCUUUGUUCAUUCACUAAACCUGUUUCAUUUGCAUAACUAAAAUGAUACUGUAACUGGGGCACAUGAAUGGGAACAGAGCAGGGCAUCCUUCCUUGUGGCAAGGCUAGCCAGGACUAGCAUGACACCAUUCAUUCACUUGCGAAGAGGAUGAAUAGGUGGCAUUUCACUGUGAGUCAGUACUAGCUACAGCUGUCAUGUCACAUACCCGAUGCAAUCCACCCUUAGCUCCACAUUAAAUUAUCACCAAACACAUCAGAUUCGAUCUGCAAUCCAUCCGUGCUCUCCAGGGAUUCAGUCCUUGCCCAAGAAUACCAUACUCCUGAGUUCAGUCCAGUCACGUACACUGACUUCAGCCUAUACUUAAUUCGCAUGAGACCCAUCAGCUUCCAAAAAUCUUUAACUUUGUACAACUAAGAAAAAAUGAGUCCUGCAUGAGACAGGGCUAGAGCUGUAUGGUCUGAAGGUCAGUGCCGGAAAAGCUAGUUGAAGAAAGCACAUUUUUACAGUGCUCAACUGUUGAUAUUCUCUUGACACUGCAUCUCUUGGUGCCUGUGGGAGAGAUUUGUUAAUUUGGAAGGCAUCUGUGUGGUGGUGUCAGACUUCAGGGGAGUUUUCAGCAACAGCACGAUUAUAAACAGCUUCAGCUGAAAAAAAAAACGUGAGAGGAAACUACUGUUUAUCCCACCUCUGCUCACUUGUGAACCAGGCUUGGUCUGUGUUAGAGCUGUUCCACGUCUGGAGCCAUUGUGUUUAUUUGGUGCUGGAACAGUCAGGAAACCUGGCAUUACAUUAGGCUGCUGGACUGAAUUGCCAGUUCACCAGCAGAGUAUUUGAAAUGCAAAAUCAUUUCUGGAAUUAGGAAAUUAGUAUCCUCUCCCUGGCCAGGUCUUGCACUGCUGGCUUCAGCAUAUGCAGGGCUCUGGUGAGGGAUGGGCUGGUGUUGAAUUCUUUUGCCCCAGGCACAACUGUGUGUUUUCCUGCCCUGCCAGGAAGAAAGACCACCUGCCUUGGGUCAUCACUUGCUUUAUAGCCUGGGGAAGGGAAAAAUUGAGAGCAAUUCUGAGCUUUCCAUCAGAAUUCCUGAGUCACAAGGCAGAGCCUGAGCUCCACCCCAACAGACAGAUCCCUCAUCUCAAAUCUGCAUGAAGUGAGCUGCAUCUUUAAUAAGUCCUCUUCAUGAUUAGGGAGAUCUAUUUAACAUGCUGGGGUUUCACUCUGUGCAGUGCAAAGCAGGAUACCAUCCACAGUGUGAGCAAAAGAGCAGGCACACAAGAUUGCUGGGCUUUAUUAUUCACUAGCUGGUAUGUGCAACUGUUAAAGCUAUGUUUGCUCCCCCUCCCUAAAACAGCACGGCUGCCACCCUGGCUCCAGGCCAUAGGAAGAAUGAGCAGUGCUGUUCACUGAGCAUCCGUGCCUCCUCCUGCAGAAGUGCUGGUUAACUCACCAGCUCCCCUAGGAAGAGUGUUCCUCAAGUGAAUUCCUCUCCCUUUCUCACCACCUGGUAAUGCCGAGGGGGGAAUAUUUCCAAAAUGUUUCUAAAGAAGCACAAAGCAUCAGGUCUCCAAUUCUUCACUUCUUCCUUUGUGUGCCUGCUUUACUCGCCAGUGCUAGCUCAGGUUGAGGUUAGUAAGUUGUCUGGAGGUCGAGGAAGAGCUCUAACAACACUGUGUAGAGAGAAAAAGGGAAAAAAGAUUCCUUAAGGAGUCUUAUUUUUUUAAUAGGGGAUGUAGUCAAAACCUCACAAACACCAUGGUCAAACCAAAUCCUACAGGACAUGACUGAGUCUUUAAAUCUUCACUCUUAUGAAGAGGGACUUUGCAGUUCAGCAUCGGUACCAUGCAACAUCUUCAUGGCAUUUAUCCUCCUGGGUCAGCCUCUGUGCCUUCCAGCUGGGCUGUGCAAUCUCGGCCAUUCCCACAGCCCUUGAUCAGGAGCUCGGAGCAUUUCAGUGUGCCUGCUGGAGCAACAAGCCAUCCGUUUACAUGGGUCAGUCAUGGAGGACAGCAGGUCCCACAGGUCUCCAUCAUGCUGCUGUCAUGUUCUGUCUAAGACAGAAUGAGUCUUGCUGACAUUGUAUCUUCGAGGGCUAAUGCCUACCCUCUGAAGGACAGACCUUCCCUGAUAACCACUGCCUCACGGCACCACAACCAAGUCCUUUUAUUGGCCCCAUUGCUGGUUUUUGCCUGCCACAUGCCCUGAGGCAUUCCUCAACUCCGCAGCCCUGAAACUGCCCUUAGCCCUUUGCAUUGUGUGAUGUGCAUCUGCUUCUAGCACAACCCUUUAGGGAGGGAGGGAAAUGAAUUUAAGUGUCACACCCAGUGCUUCCUGUAAAUACAGACUGAAGCACAGGCCAAGUGUUUUUCCCUGUGCACAGGAGUUGUUUGCACAAAUAGCUGGUUUGGCAUGACAGUACAGGACCAUAAAAUGGCAAUUUUUUGGCUUCUCCUCUCUAUGCUUUGUGUUCAUAUAUUUUAUUAGGGGAAUAAAGUAGAAAGGGUGGGGAAAAGUAGUUACCUGUGUAGGGUCAUUAUCAGGAAGGCUGAAUGGAUUAAGGCAAUGCACUUGUGGCUAUCAUAGAAAAUUGAACACUAACCCUUCUGAACUGCAGCCCCUUAAACAGGUUAUGACCAUGCGGCAUGUUUGUUGGCUCGUUAUGGAAUGUGGUGGACAGCCCAUCAGUAUGUGUUAACCGCAGAUUGGGCUUGCUCCCCCCAUCUGGUCUCAUGUUCACACCUUUGCUUCAGCCAGAAGGUUUUCCCCGCGCCCUCGUUGGGAGGUUACGCUGUGGUGCCUCUCUGGGAAGGUGCAUAGAUACAUUGCCAUUCUGGCACUGCUCUCCCUAGACCAGUCUCUGCUGCCAUGGCCUGGAGAAGGCAAAAGCAAAGAGUACGGACCCUGACUCUCUGUCAUGGCAUUAUAAAGUCCUAAAAUCUGCAUAGCUGCUGGGGACUCUCCUAAAUGCAGAUUGCAUGCAAGAAAGCAAAUUUUUCCUUGUUCCAGUCUUUGCACCAAACCAGAUGGUCUUCUCAGGCCCCAUUUUCAGUCCAAAGUUGUACAGAAUAUCAAGGGGAGAAGCACCAUGGGGUAUGAAAGGCUGCAUCGCUAUCCAUCUAAAUUACCACGCAAACAGGAUUUAAGGAUAUUGAUGCUGGUGCCUCCACAAAGGAAUUUGCAUUUGAUGCCUCCUAAAGCCAGGCUGGCUUUUUGUUAGGUUUUUAUGUAAUUUUAGUCACCAAAUUACCUGAAUUUAAGCAAGUCCUUUCCUUUUAUCAGAUGUUAAUUUUGCCCUUUAAUAUGAGCUGACUUUGAACUGCAGGGUCUCAGCACUCAGCUCUGUCUCUCCAGUCUGCAGACUUCCCAUUUCCAGAUGUCUGUGUGAGGAGGAACAUCCUCCUAGUGUUGAGGAAGGUCUUUUGAUAACGUGGUCUAGUCUGCAUUUCUAGUGGUUGUGUAAUAAUAAACUUUGGCUGAAAGGAGGCUGAUGUCCAGGUGACCAUCCCAAAGGCUCAUUUGAUGUCUUAUCAGCCAUAUCUUGAAGUCAACCCUGGCAAGAGAGUAUCGUAUCUGACACUGCAUCUCUACAUGUACGCUAGGCCAUUGGGUCUGCUAUGCUGUUCUGGCUGUCUUGCCUGCAGAUGCCUUGUGGCUGCAAAAGCAGGCAGCCAAGCCUGCUGCAUGGACUUUGAAAGGGACUUCAGGACACUCCCCCCUGGAUAGGAUGUACUCAGCUGCUUCUGCGUUUGCCUCUCCAGCUCCUUUCCCAAAAGGAGGCACCCGCUCUGCUCACCUGUGUGCUGGCUGACACACUGGUCUGCGAUCCUGAGCAGAAUCCUUUCCUCCCCGUGCAGACUCUGUCCUCGGGCUGGCCUGCCAGCUCUACAACAGCAUGCAGGAGGCUUGAAAAGUACAGCACCCUGUAUGUGACUCAACAGAAACAUGAAGAUGCUUUUGAAGAAAGGAAGGACCCAGCUGGGCACCAGAUGGAAUGACAGGAAAGGGAAAACAGGCAGUAACUAGAAAGGUUGCCAAGUGCUGUCUUGGCCUAGGGCAGAUCCCAGUUGUCCGAAUUAAUCUAUCUCAGUACAGUGCUGAUACCAGCAGGAAGCAAAGCUGGCUUUCAGAUGCACACACCAGAAACACUGUGUCCCCAGGCUGGCACCGCAGCCGAAUACCACUGUGGAGAGUGUGCUGGACCUAGAGCACAGAAAUGAGGUCUGGGGUCCCUUGCUGCUGUUGGCACGUGGUACACAUUUGCUCUAACCUCAGGCAAGUCACAUCCCCUCUUGAUGUCCAUUCCCUUCGGCAGCACAGGGAAGAAACCUGCCUUUCCAAGGUGCUACCACCACCCUGCAUGAACAUUGCCAAGUGUGUGGCAGGCACCAUUAAUAGGAUAGCUCUUCAAGCAAGGUGCAAAAGGCAUGCUGUAGAAAUUUUAUGCAUAUUUUCAAAGUACUACUCUGCUUUCCAGCUUGUGAUGUUGCUUGCAUGUGCCAGAAGGCUGUGGGGUGGAGGUUAGUAGGGAGAUUAAACAGCUUUGGGGGAAGAUGUUUGGCAAGGAUCUAUUUCCUUGUUAUUUGGCAGCUGGCUCUCACACAAUUGGUGUCUCAAUCUGCCUGCUGCCACAAGGAACAUGUAAGAAGAUUUGGUGGUCCAUCAGCACCAUCCCCUGCUAGUAGAGUUAAGGAACUUAAGAGUGCAACUGGGAUAGCAAGUGCUGGUGAGAGGGAAGAGAGCACUGAAGGGCUCAUUUGGGAUAUUCCCCUGGCAGUUUUGUGCUCGUACUUUUAACAUCCAUAUAAUAAUUUGAGGGUGUAAACUAGCACUUUUGCUUAGGUGCUUCCUUUCUUUUCUGUUCUCCCUUCAAGCUCACAUGGAGGUAUGGCCGCUCUUACCUAGAAUGAAGGAGGCUUUGUCAGCUGGCUGCCACUUGGCUCAGCCAGCCCAGGCUGCAUGUGCCACCAGGAAUACACCCUGGCUUUCACCUCUACCACUCUUCAGAGCUGACUUAUCACAUCAGCCUCCUAUUUCUACUUCUCAUGUCUCAAAAGAAACAUCUGCAUAGAUGGGCAGGGUCACAGGGCAAGCUGGGCUAGCUUGAGCCCAAGGGGAAGACACAGGAAGGUCUUCAUUUUAAGGUGCUUUUCACCUCUAGGAGAACAUUGCAUCCUUGUCACUUCCUUCCAAGGCUUUCCUGUGAGAGGGGUUGCUCCAGACCUUGAACCACAUCUCAUCAGACAAACCUGCCUGUCUUACAGAGCCACACAAGGCCUGAAGCAGAAGGACUAGCAAUUUAGUGUAGAGGGAGAGGUUGUGACCUGGGAUUACCUACAGAAGAUUAAUGCAGGUUUCUCACAGGGGCUGGUAUCUUUAUUUUAGCUCCCUGUAUUAUGCAGUUGAGCUGCUGCAUUGCGUCCAAAAAACUACAGCUACAUCCCCUCCUUGGCCUCCCUUGACAUUGGUGGCAAUCCCAGGAUCACAGCAGCUAAAUGCUGCCUGGCUGAGCACUGCUUUGACAGCUUGCUGGGGAGGCAAAGGUUGGGGACUAAUUGAGAUUACGUGAAACAGAGCACCAUGACCUAUGGAACUGUGCAGCAAUCUAUGCCACAGAGCAGCACGGACACUGGCAGGACAGAUUGCAGCUGUCCCUGGUGCCUUUGGAGAGCAGCUCUUCCCAUUGCUUCCCAGAUGCACUUGCCACUGGUGGUGGCUCUGAGCCUUGUUGUGCCUGGUCUGUGGAGCCAUUUCCGAAUUAACAAACAGUGAUACAGGUGGUGGGAUUGCAUCAGUGAGUGGUAGGUACAAAAGAAGCCUCAUUAAAAUGUCUCAGAUGUGUCACUGGAAACCAGCGCAGCAGGCACCAGGAAAAGAAAAGGCCACUGAAAGGCCAUGCUGAGAUAAGUCCCAUUACCUGCCGAGAUGUUUGCCCUCCUGGAGCAGCAUUUCUCCCCUAGUUGCCCAUCCAGCUGCCCCAGGUGAGCUCACUGGAAAGCACAGCUCUCCACCUGGGCUGCCUUCUUCUACAUCUCAAAAAAAGCUGCGACUCCAUUUGUUACCCACUUUCCUCAAGCCCACGUGAUUUGGGAGAUGUGAAGUUUGUUGGGAGAUGUAACACAGAUCCACAGAGGGAGCUGGAAAACUUGGACAAGCUCUCUUCACAACAGCCCUUCUGGUUUUUAUCACCUUCAUCUCCAUCCCUGGCUUCCAGAUUUCUUUGCUUAGUUUCUUUGCACGGAAAAGCUGCAGUAGGAGCUGUGUUUGGCUUGUAGCUGCCUCUGUCCUGAGACAAAACCAAGGCGGGAGAUCCAACAACCAUGAUGGUGGGUGGGAUGGAGAGCAGGUUGGGAUUUCUCUUGACCCGCCUGAAGGCUG
Egretta garzetta (little egret) is the source of this 8261-nucleotide messenger RNA. It is a transcript of the gene FAM219A, whose product is annotated as family with sequence similarity 219 member A. The record is from RefSeq and is a predicted model, not a curated record. The transcript has 8 exons. The coding region runs from base 909 to 1475 and encodes 188 amino acids. NCBI's taxonomy places the organism in Eukaryota, Metazoa, Chordata, Aves, Pelecaniformes, Ardeidae.